GUUCCAAACAUUAAAUAUUCUCUUGCAUUUCUUCCCAAAAUUAAACGUAGUAGAUCCAAUUUUUCAAACUGUUUCCUUUCCUUGUAACAAACAAGAAUACGUGAUUACUAGUAUACGAUAGAGUCAAUAGUUUUCAUUUUAAUAACAUAUAUUUCUCUCUCUUCUCUGUCUUGUUCUUCAUUUUUCUUGAAACUAAGUGUUCCAUUCCUUUUAUUUAAUUUUGUGAUCCCAAAGGAAGUGGGAGUACGAUUUUGACCCGUUUAUAUAUACAACAAAAUCAUAUCUGAACAAAACAAGAUAAGCUAACAACAUGGCAAGUAGCAUUUCAGAAACACCUCUUUUACUCGCCGCAACUCAUGAUGAUAAUGGAAAACACAACACAGAGAGUCGGUGGAACAAAAUCCUGGACAUGGAGGAAGCCAAACAUCAACUCAUGUUUUCAGUGCCAAUGAUUCUUACAAACUUGUUUUAUUACUUGAUCACUUUGGUUUCUGUCAUGGUUGUUGGUCACCUUGGUGAACUUCAAUUAGCAGGUUCUACUCUCGCUAAUUCAUGGUUUAGUGUCACUGGCCCUGCUCUUAUGGUUGGGUUAAGUGGUGCGCUAGAAACACUAUGUGGACAAGGAUUUGGUGCCAAGGAAUAUCACAUGUUGGGAAUUUAUUUACAAAGCUCCUGCAUUAUAUCUUUUAUUUUUUCAAUCAUUAUAUCUGUUAUUUGGCUCUAUACGGAACACAUUCUAGUGUUUCUUUAUCAAUCACAAGACAUUUCUAGAACAGCAGCACUCUAUAUGAAAUUUCUUAUACCGGGAUUAUUUGCACAUAGCAUCUUGCAAAACAUCUUGAGGUUUCUACAAACACAAUCUGUAGUGAUGCCACUAGUUGUCCUUUCUGCUAUCCCAUCAUUGCUUCAUGUGGGAAUCACUUAUGGGCUUGUCGAAUGGACAGGUUUGAAUUUCAUAGGUGGACCUAUUGCAACUUCUAUUUCACUGUGGAUAUCAAUGAUAUUGUUAGGUUUAUAUGUCAUGUAUGCAAACAAGUUUGAGAAUACAUGGACAGGAUUUUCAAUGCAAUCAUUUCAUUACUUGUUUGCAAACAUGAAACUUGCUCUGCCUUCUGCAGCAAUGGUGUGUUUGGAGUAUUGGGCUUUUGAAAUUCUGGUUUUCCUAGCUGGAUUACUGCCUAACUCACAAAUAACAACUUCAUUGAUUGCAAUAGGUGCAAACACAGAAUCAUUUGCUUACAUGAUCACUUAUGGCCUUAGUGCAGCUGCAAGCACAAGAGUUUCCAAUGAAUUGGGAGCAGGCCAACCAGAAAGAGCUAAACAUGCAAUGAUAGUCUCUCUAAAGCUCUCUCUUCUCCUUGGAUUCGGUUUUGUUUUGUUACUUGUGUUUGGUCAUGAUAUAUGGAUUCAGCUGUUCAGUAAUAGUCCUAUUAUCAAAGAGGAGUUUGCUUCAAUAACACCCUUUCUUGCUAUUUCCAUCCUACUAGAUUCUGUUCAAGGUGUCUUAUCAGGAGUGGCUAGAGGAUGUGGUUUGCAGCAUUUAGCUGUUUAUGUCAACCUUGCAACUUUUUAUCUCAUCGGUUUACCAAUUUCAUGUUUUCUCGGAUUUAAGACCAAUUUGCAAUAUAAGGGUUUAUGGAUUGGUCUGAUUUGUGGCCUUGUGUGUCAAACUGGAGCGCUCUUACUUUUGACAUGGCGUGUCAAAUGGACUAAACUGAAUCUCUCAGAAAACAAAAUUCAAGACCAGCAUGUUGCUAGUAACUGAAUGCCUGCCAAUUAGGACAAAAUAUGUCUGUGUUUGGAACCACAGCGACAGCUGCUUUAGAUGCACGGUGCGAUCUCCUUUCAAUGCGGAAGCAUUUACAUGCUAAAAAGAUGAGUACGAUUUGUAAUAAACAUGAACUUUCUAUCUAAAAACGUUUGUUGCUAAUAUUCAUUUAGAGAAAAUGAAAACACUGUUUCUUUAA
Lathyrus oleraceus (garden pea) is the source of this 1967-nucleotide messenger RNA. RefSeq names its product protein DETOXIFICATION 18. Gene Ontology annotation, biological process: xenobiotic detoxification by transmembrane export across the plasma membrane. The transcript is spliced from 7 exons. Gene Ontology annotation, cellular component: membrane. The record is from RefSeq and is a predicted model, not a curated record. NCBI's taxonomy places the organism in Eukaryota, Viridiplantae, Streptophyta, Magnoliopsida, Fabales, Fabaceae. Gene Ontology annotation, molecular function: antiporter activity; xenobiotic transmembrane transporter activity. The coding region runs from base 311 to 1765 and encodes 484 amino acids.